AUGGAUAUUUCGGCUACACAGCAUGAUUCGGCAGUCGCGGACCUUCAGAAACCCAACAGACACGAUAAACUGGAAGUACAGGAACCUUAUGUCUCAUCACAGAAGGAUCAGAAGACCGAAGGGAAGCUUCCUGGGUUCUAUCGGGCAGUUGGCAAAUCCUACGCAAACUACGGCAAGCGGCACAGUGUUAGAGUGCGUAGAGAAGAUAACGUCUUCUUAGUGCAUGACGGAGAAAAAAUAAUGUUCCCAAAUUGUUCAGUGACAUGGAAGAUACUGACUACUAUAUACAGGCAACCAAACGACUACAGAAGAAAAACAACAGAUACAAAUUAAAAAUUAUAGUUAUUUCGUGGUAUUCAUGUGUUAUGUUUGUUAAUUCAAAUAAACAUGAUAAUAGG
This is a messenger RNA of Acanthoscelides obtectus, 398 nucleotides long. The record is from the annotation of a GenBank genome assembly. Lineage: Eukaryota; Metazoa; Arthropoda; Insecta; Coleoptera; Chrysomelidae.